This is a messenger RNA of Panicum virgatum (switchgrass), 4111 nucleotides long. RefSeq lists its product as uncharacterized. The record is from RefSeq and is a predicted model, not a curated record. The coding region runs from base 454 to 3513 and encodes 1019 amino acids. The transcript is spliced from 4 exons. NCBI's taxonomy places the organism in Eukaryota, Viridiplantae, Streptophyta, Magnoliopsida, Poales, Poaceae.
UCUAGCAGCAGCUAUACCUUGCUUACAAGCCAGAGAGAACUAUUCUGACGACCACACGGAGACAAAGGCAACGUAGUGCGAGUAUACUGGAUGCUCAUUUGCCCCAAACCAAAGUUCAUCAUCUCUGUGCACUGGCCGGUCCCUUUGCUUCCAUGUAGCUACAUUUUCUCCGAACCACCUCUCCGUCUGUUCGUGCUGUUCAUCAUCAAUCCUGAUUGGUUCGAUCUACUUGGCUUCCGUUAUCAGACCAGCUUAUUUUCAACUUAAUUCAGACCAGUUUCUGAGAGAACAAGCCAUGGGUUAGAUCUUCCACACCAGAAAUGGCUCCCUUUUUCCAGUAGCUGAAAAGGAUGUUGCAGAGCUGUUUCUGAAGAUCCAGUCGCUACCUACACCGUGGAGAUUGUCUGAGCCGAGCAGACGACCUCUGGUUGAUCCAAUCCAAUCCUAUCCAUCAUGCGUACUGAGGUUAUCGCGGCGGACACCAUUGAUGAAGCUGUCCAACGAAUCCUCAAGGAACUGAAGGAGGACGACGAUGCUGCUGCUGGUGGUACUGCCGCUAGUAGCACCACCACCACCAGCAGGCACAAUGUCAUCUAUUUCGACGGCUGGGAUGGGCUGGGGGCAUCCGCCGUCCUCCGAGAGGUCGGCCGGCGCCUCACCGCCCGUCCGGACUUCUCGCAGAUCAUCCACAUCGACUGCUCCAAGUGGGAGAGCAGGAGAGCGAUGCAGAGGGCUCUUGCAGAGCAGCUUCAGCUGCCCCGUCCGGUGAUGGAGAUGUUCGAUGCGCAAGAUGAGGAGGACGAUUACAAUGGCGUGGACCAGGGCUCCCGCCUCGAGAUACCCAAGGUCGCCAGGGAGAUUUAUCAGCACGUACAGAAGCAGCCGAGCCACAGGUUCUUGGUGAUCUUCAACAAUGGGGGCUGCGAGGAGAUCGACCUUGAGAGCUCCGGCUUCCCUCUGUCUGGAUACUCGAGGAACAAGUUGUUGUGGUCGUUCCAAGGGGGGUUCCGGCUCUACGACAGGAUGAAGGUCGACGAAGCCCUGAAGAGCACGAGGGCGACGACAGAUGUCGUUGUCUCAGCAGACUCCAGUAGCCUUACCCAGGGCAAGUUUUCCGACAUUUUGCGCCAUGAGGCUGAAGAAGUUGCAGGCGGCAUGAACAGUACUGACGGCAUCGAUUGGCCUGCGGCAGCAGCCAACUGCUUCCUGUACACGAUGAGGCUCUGCGGCAUGGGUGGUCACUAUGACUUGGCCACCCAUAUCUGCAAUUACUGGAGAUGUGAUGGUGUCAUACAGCUCCGGCAGGGAGAUGCCGCCACUGAUGACGGUGUUGAUACACUGUGGCAAUCUAGUGAUGAUCUGAAGCGCAAGAUGCAACUGGAUGCAGACUACCACCAAAGUCCGCAUUCGCCAUCUCCGGUGGCAAGGCGCUUGCACGAGCGCAUAGCAUGCUGGACUUCACCAACCUACGGGUCCAUGCUGAUCCCGUCGAGUCAGUGUGGUCGCAUUCCUAAUGGCAUGUUCCAACAGUAUGACAACCUUAGUGUGCUCAAGCUAUCAGCGUGCGCAUUCAGCUUCAAAGCACCCCCGUUCCUCUGCUGCCACAGCCUUAGGUUUCUCUGGCUUGACCACUGUCGAGAUGAUGAAAGCAGGAGAGUCAGAGUAGGGAACCGGGAAGACUUGCGCCGGUUCUUCCAGAGGCUGUGGGUGUUGGACAUGCGCUACUCAAGCUCUACAUUAUUGUCUAAAGAAAUGGUGGAUUUCAUGACUCAACUCAGGGGACUAAAUGUGAUGGGACAGGACACUCAAGGUAUGAGUUCGGUUCAGGAGCGACGCACCGUUCGCAAGCUCCGCAUAACAAAGUCUCGUACCAGUGGAGUCUUCUGGUUCUCAGCCUCAGGGAACGACAAGAUGGAGCUGCUUGACUUCUCAGGAAAUAGUGGUUACAGGGGGUUACAUGUGGAAAGCAGCUGCAGCAGCCUUGAGACCAUCAUCAUUGACGGAUCUUCUGCUUUAGAAGUGAUCUCCUUCAAAGGAUGCGCCAAACUGAAGAACCUGUUCCUGAGCGGGUUGUUCCCGCGGCUCUCCAGCCUAGACAUCACUGGAACAGCAGUGAAAACACUUGAUCUCAAUGCGGUGGCGGCCCCGAAGCUGGAUGAGCUCCUCCUACUUGAUUGUGGGAAGCUUUUUGCGAUCCGAUGGCCACCUCAAGACAAGAGGAAAAGAUACUUGGAUAAGCUACGCAUCGACACCACCCAGAAGGAGGGCAGCACUACUGUCACUGCUGCAGCAACUGCUAAAGGAAGGCUACCAGUACCAGCUGAAUUUUCCUGGUACAUUUCUGCAAGGGAUGCAAGGCUCCUUGGGUCGCUUGGGCCUGUCAAAGAUUAUUUCGGUCCCAACCGUGCACAUGUGGAUAUUUCAACAACACCACCGCCGUCCCCUACUCAUCUCCAUGCCGAUGUUGCUGGUGGUAACGACAGAGGUGACAGAAUCAAGAGCAGAAACAGAAAGCAAGUGCAAGGAAACCUGCAGCGGGUUAAAUGUCAUAGAAAAACAUGCUAUGCAGAUGUGACUGACGCCCUCAAGGACACAAGCAUGCAGCAGCAGCAGGCUGAUGAAGGCGACCAUGAUGUAUGGGCCGUCAUGUGGGUAUGUCCUGCUCCUCCAAAAUUGGAGUCUAAAAACUGCUACACACACAUAGAAGACCAGAUGACGAAGGCAAAAUUACAAACUGCACGCAUUGCUGUGCCAGGAUUUAUGUGUGACGGUGCUAGGAUCCUGCACGUGCACAAUAGCCUGUUCAUCUCCAGUAUCGUCGCAACUCCAUUGGGAUCAAGUUGGAAUGAACUGAAGUGGUGCCGUGUCGAGCGGUGCCCCAAGUUGGAAUGUGUCUUUAGUCCCCAAUUUGGUGAAGCCGCACCAGAAGGAAACAGCAGCAGAAGCAUGGACAUCUUUAGGGAGCUGAGGACAAUUUGGGUGUCACAUCUGCCCAAUGCUCGCCACGUCUUGGAGUAUCCUAGCAAAGAACCCUUGUAUAGAGCAUUCACAAACCUGACAUUGCUGCACAUCUACUGCUGCCCCAGGCUGGUACAUGCUAUCCCCUUCCCUUCGCCCAUGAUGUCAUGGGAAAGUUUGGAGACCCUUGAGAUCAUGUGGUGCGGCGAUCUCAGGGUGGUCAUCAAGGACUACACGACCACGUCGGGCAUUAUUUUCAUUGGGUUUCCAAGGCUGAAGCACAUCCACCUCCACGAGCUCCCCAUGCUUCAAAGCAUCUUAGGUCCUGCCAGGUUCCCGAUUUUCGCACCCUACCUCGAGACCGUCAAGAUCAGGGGCUGUUGGGGCCUCAAGACAAUGCCAUUUGAUGUGGGCAAGAACCUGGUGGAGUGCGACUGCGAGAAGGAUUGGUGGGACAGGCUGAAGUGGCGCUCGAGAGAGCACGCCAGCCACUACAAGCCGAUCCACCCACGGUAUUACAAGAAGACCAUGCUUAGGGGCUCCCCACUCAGGUGAUCAGGUGAUCGAGCAAUCAACCCUUGCUGGGCCCUGGCUCUUCCAUGGAGUUGCUGAGAGGCUGCCCAUAUCUUGCUGUUGCUAGUGCCUCUGCAUCUCAUCACCUACUUGUUCCUGCAUUAGCUUCCGCUUUCUUGGUUUGGGCGUGCCUGUGUGAGCCCCCCGCUUCCACAUGGAUCUUCAUUGCCAUGGAGUAGCCAUGCAUCGUCUACCAGCUGGCCUUGCUUUGCCCUGAUUUGCUUCGGCUUUGUCAAUCCAAUUUGUUUGUGGCUACACUGUGUGAAGUUGAUGAAUGGCCUUCAGUGUAUGCAGCGGCAGCUAGACUAGAGCAUGAGCCUGCCGGAGUGCCAGCUGCCAGCCUCGCUCGCCUCAUUCGAAGCUACAUGCUGCUACGCUCCGGUCAGUCUCGUUUGCUGUGUGGUGUGGUGUGUGAUUUGUCAACAGUUGUGUUCGGAAUUGUUGUUAUCCUGUGUGUGGAUUAUGUUUGAUCCUUGUUAUAUUAACUAGGUGAAUUCCCCGCGCAUUGCUGCGGGAUGUUUUGUGUUAUUUGUAAUUACUAUUAUUGGAUGAAGUUGGGGAAGAGUUUAGAUUUGGUUCA